Theobroma cacao (cacao) is the source of this 4206-nucleotide messenger RNA. NCBI's taxonomy places the organism in Eukaryota, Viridiplantae, Streptophyta, Magnoliopsida, Malvales, Malvaceae. The record is from RefSeq and is a predicted model, not a curated record.
AAAAACCCUUAACCCACUUUGUGAGUUUGCGUGGAUCAAAAUAGAAGAUAUUUGCAGGUUUCGGCUCCUGAAAAUCGUCUUGAUCACCAAAGAAUGGCUGCUGAAUUUGCUGCUGCUGCUGCUGCCAAUACCGUAGGGAAUCUGGCAACAGAAUACGCAUCACCUUAUCUCACUUACUUUUUCCGUUUUGCCAAAGUUGUUGAAGAUUUCAAGAAGCAGCGACAAGCACUUCAAUCGAAAAAAGAUCAGGUGCAAGGUGAUGUCGAUGAGGCUUUAAGGCAAACUGAGGUAAUUAAGAAGGACGUUGAGGAGUGGCUAACAAAGGCAGAGAAAGAAUUGGGAGAAGCUCAAGGUUUGGAAGAAGAAAUAGAGCGUAACAAUUGUUUCAAUUGGUGUCCUAGUUGGGGCUGGCGAUACUGUUUAAGUAAGAAAGUAGCGAAGAAGACACUUUAUAUCUCUCAACUUUUAGCAGAGGCUUGUAAUUUUCAAGGAGUCGGCCAGCGUCCUCCUCUUCAAGGAAUAGAGUUGCUACUACCCAAGGAUUUCAUGCGUUCCAAAUCUUCAACGUUAGCUUUCAACGGGAUCAUGAAGGCUUUGAAAGGCGAUGGUGUGAACAUGAUUGGAUUGCACGGAAUGCCAGGAGUGGGUAAAACAACUUUGGCGGAAGUAGUACUGAAGCAAGCUACAGAACAAAAGCUUUUUGAUAAGGUUGUGAGUGUUACAUUGUCCCAAACUCCAAAUUUCAACGAAAUGCGAGAAAGGAUUGCAGAACUCUUUGGUUUAAAAUUUAAAGCCAGUACAGAAAAAGGGAAAGCAGAAGAGUUAUGGCGGAGAUUAAAAGGCGAGAAGAAGAUUCUCAUAAUUCUCGAUGAUGUUUGGGAAAAACUUGAAUUGCAUACUAUAGGAAUUCCAUUUGGCGGUGAACACGAAGGUUGCAAAAUUCUCCUCACUACACGUCUUCAACAGGUCUGCAGUCAAAUGGAUUGUCAAGAGGAAUUUAAACUGAACAUUCUGUCUGAAGACGAAGCAUGGGCUUUAUUCAAAGAUAAAGCUGCUCUAAAAGAUGACUCUCCCACCUUGAAUGUGGCAAAGGAGGUUGCUCAUGAAUGUGGCGGUUUGCCCCUUGCAAUCGUAACUGUAGCAAACGCUCUAAAAGGUGAAAGUGAAGAUGGGUGGAUAGCAGCAAAUAAACGACUCAAGAGCUCAAGACAUUUGGAUAAUCAACAUGUUUGUGGACAUAUCUAUAGAUGCCUUGAGCUUAGUUAUGAUUAUUUGGAUCAAGAUAAUAUUAAGCAAUGUUUCUUGUUAUGUUCCCUUUUUCCAGAAGAUUAUGAGAUUACUAUUGAGUUGUUGACUAUAUGCGGAAUUGGUCAGGGAUUGUUCAAUAAUAAUUACUUAAUGGAAGACUUAAGGAGGGAAAUUCAUCUGGCACUAUCAAAACUCCAAAAGUCUGGUUUAUUAUUGGAAGCUAAUGAUAAAGAGCAUGUAAAAAUGCAUGAUGUGAUUCGUGAUUUUGCUCAUUGGAUAACAUCGAGAGGGGAAAAUAUAUUCAUGGUAAAAGAUGGGUUGACGGAAUGGCAUAUGAGUGAAAGGUUUGGAUGUUAUACGGCAAUCUCCUUGUGGAACAUUGAGAUCAAUCAUCUUCCUAACAAAGUGGAAUUUUCAAAACUCAAGACUUUGUUUCUCAAAGGAAAGAAUUCAUUGAGAGUUUCGUGUGCCUUUUUUGAAAGAAUGACAACCCUCCGAGUUUUACUUCUCCAAGAUGUUGUACUCACACUGGAAGCACUUCAAUUCUUGACAAAUCUUCGAACUCUGUGCAUUAUAAAUUGCGAGCUCGAGAACAUUUCAUCAUUGAGGAAUGUUGAAAACCUUGAGAUUUUUGCAUUGCUGAAGACUAAUAUUUAUGAGCUACCAGAAGAACUAGUGGGAUUGUAUAAACUAAAAUCACUAUAUUUUUCUUACGAUGGAGUGCCACACAGCUAUUUCCCCUCCAACUUGCUACCAAGGUUGGCCUCACUCCAAGAGCUACACGUGACAAGUAGAAACAAUGCUAACUUAUUGGAGCUUAAUUCAUUGACUGGUUUGACUGCAUUAACACUGUCAGUUUCUACUGAUCAAUGUUCUCAAGAAAACUUUGUGUUCCCUAAACUUCAAAACUACAAUAUAGUUGUAAAUUUUGAUGAUAUUGAAGAUUCGGCAGGGCUGAGCUUGAGAACCUUGAGAAUUAGUGAUUUCUCAUCCUCAUUAAAUGCAUUUAAGGAGCUGUUUUGCAAUGUGGAAUUAACUUCUCUUGAGCUUAUAUAUUGUGAAAAUCUGGAAUGCUUGAUCGAUACAACACGAGAACAAAGUCCAACCACUGCAUUCUCUAAUUUGGUGAAGUUAGACAUUAGAUUCAUGACUUCUUUGAAAGAGUUGUGCCAUGGUCAAUCACCGAUUAGCUUCUUAAAAAAGUUAGAAACAUUGAGCAUUGUCGAUUGUAAGCAGUUGCAAUCAGUGUUUCAAAUGAAUUGGCUUUUUGGAAAGGAAGAAAGUCCGACGUGCACAAUUUCCAAUUUAAGAAGUUUGAAGCUGACGUUAUUGCCAGCAUUAGAGAAUAUAUGGAAAGAGCCAACUCAUCAUGUAAGGUUACAAAGUCUGAAGGAAUUAACAAUUGAUGGUUGUGAUAAACUGAAAUCUAUCUUCUCACCUUACCUUGUUCAAAGUCUGUUGCAUUUAGAAACACUUGAGAUAUCUAAAUGCGAAAAAUUAGAGCAAGUCUUUGCUUUUGACAAAGAAAUGGCUGACCUGAAGGUAGUACCACUCUCAAAUUUAAGAAGGUUGAAGCUGCAGUCAUUACCAGCAUUGGAGAGCAUAUGGAAAGGGCCAACUCAUCGUGCCAUUAGACUCCCUUGCCUACAAGAUUUUCAACUUGUAAACUUGAUAAAUUUGAGUUCGGAAAACUUUCUCAUCUCAUCACCAUCCUUAGAGAAGUUGGAAGUUUGCAACUGUCCUAAAUUGAGAAAUUUCACUAUUCAAAAAGAAGUUAAUGAGCAAAUUCAGCUAGAGGAAUUAUAUCUCUCUGAGUUGGUAAAUAGCUUUCAAUUGCUUAUUUCAGCCAACUGCAAUCAAGAAUAUAUAGCAGUUGGGAGUCAUGAAGAGGUAUUUCAGAUUCAUGGGCGUAUAAAGAAACUCCACCUGGAGGAUUUAUUUGAAGUGCAAAUUAUAUGGAAGGAUGUCGCUUCAGUUGUAACUCUUAAAAACCUUACAAUUCUGAAGGUGAUUGAUUGCAAGAGGCUAAGAUAUAUAUUUUCACCUAUGACCGUUCGAAGUUUAUCACAGUUGGACGAGCUAUAUAUAGAAAAAUGUGAUGAAUUGGACCAAAUCAUUGCUGAGGAUCAAGUUUGUUCAUCAUCAGAUGGUGAUCUCCAACCUAUAAGCUUUCCUAAUUUGACCAAAAUUGUUCAAUAUUGCAAAAAGUUGAAACGACUCUUUCCUCUUGGAUCUGCUCGUUGUCUUCCAAAACUUAAGCAAUUAACAGUUAGAAGUAACUCUAAAUUGGAGCAAGUAUUUGAACUUGAAGAUGAAGCAGAGGCGACAACUGAAAAGGAGAUAAAGUUUGAUCAAUUAGAACAUUUAUCAAUUGGAGAACUGCCAAGCCUCGUUGACUUUUGCCCAAGGGGAUAUCACUUUGUGUUACCGACUUUGGGGCAUUUGAAUGUAAGAGAAUGUCCCAAGAUGACUACAGGUUUCUUCAUAGAUUCAAAGGAAUAUGUGCACGCCAAAACAGAGACACCACAACUAGUUGAGCAAGACGCCAUUGAAGGGAUAGGCAUUGCUCAAAAUGUAGUCCAUACUAGGACCAUAUUCUGGUGGAAGGACAUUAAUGGUGUGCUACCACCUUGGAAGGAAGAACUAUGAGAUGAUUGCAGGGGAAGUUGCAAAGGCAUGUUUAAACAUCAAUGAGUACGUUGGGACCGUCAACUAAACACAGAUGUUGGCUUUGUAGAGUUAUCAAGAGCAGGGAUCACUUGCUUUCAAUCAUUUAUCCAAUCAAUAGUAUGUUACUCUCCAUAUGUACAAUAAGUAGAAAAACAAGCCUAAAAUUCUUCUAUUUCUUAUCAUUAUUUUUGUAUUUUAAAUUAAGACAUGGAAAAUUAAACUUUAAUUUCCAUAUACAAGCUCAAUAGAUAAUGCUUACAAUAAGAAUUAUUAGAAGGGAUUGGAUCA